This is a messenger RNA of Schistosoma margrebowiei, 1569 nucleotides long. The record is from the annotation of a GenBank genome assembly. Lineage: Eukaryota; Metazoa; Platyhelminthes; Trematoda; Strigeidida; Schistosomatidae.
AUGUUAUCUAGAUAUGCCAAGCGUUUAUUAGAUGAUUCUUCUUUCUACGGAGGUUCUUUGCACGUCUGUUAUGCACCUGAAUAUGAAACUGUGGCUGAAUGUCGUUUGAAGCUGUAUGAAUGCAGGCAUUUAAAUGCAAGAAUUUCCAGGAAAGUGGAACAUGAGUAUCUUCAGAAAUUCUCUACUAAAUGUCAAACAUCAGAUCCGGAUUCUUCGGUUCUUCCGUCACCAUCUGUAUCAUCAACAUCAGUAACAUCUGAUUUGUCAGAAUCUAUAAAAUCAGAAAUACCAACUAAUCGGGAUAUAACUGUUCUACCGGUUUCGCAACAAAACACAAUGCAUUCUAAUGAGUCCGCUACCUAUCAGUCAUAUGACGCUCUAGAUGACUCUCGGCUUUAUUGGAGGAAACUUGGAAUUACAUUAUUUGACAAACAUCAAACAGCCUGUAAUUUCAGUGCUUCUUGUUCUACUACUACUGCUACUACUACUACUACCACCAAUUAUCCAUCCAUUUCUACACCUUGUGAUUUAUCAGUUGCCCCAAAACGUUCAAUACCCCUUUCUGUCCAACAGGCUUUAAGUUGUCGACCAUACUUGGAGAAUAUUUCGAAACCUAAUACAUCGUUAUAUGCCAAGCGUUUAUUAGAUGAUUCUUCUUUCUACGGAGGUUCUUUGCACGUCUGUUAUGCACCUGAAUAUGAAACUGUGGCUGAAUGUCGUUUGAAGCUGUAUGAAUGCAGGCAUUUAAAUGCAAGAAUUUCCAGGAAAGUGGAACAUGAGUAUCUUCAGAAAUUCUCUACUAAAUGUCAAACAUCAGAUCCGGAUUCUUCGGUUCUUCCGUCACCAUCUGUAUCAUCAACAUCAGUAACAUCUGAUUUGUCAGAAUCUAUAAAAUCAGAAAUACCAACUAAUCGGGAUAUAACUGUUCUACCGGUUUCGCAACAAAACACAAUGCAUUCUAAUGAGUCCGCUACCUAUCAGUCAUAUGACGCUCUAGAUGACUCUCGGCUUUAUUGGAGGAAACUUGGAAUUACAUUAUUUGACAAACAUCAAACAGCCUGUAAUUUCAGUGCUUCUUGUUCUACUACUACUGCUACUACUACUACUACCACCAAUUAUCCAUCCAUUUCUACACCUUGUGAUUUAUCAGUUGCCCCAAAACGUUCAAUACCCCUUUCUGUCCAACAGGCUUUAAGUUGUCGACCAUACUUGGAGAAUAUUUCGAAACCUAAUACAUCGUUGUUAGUCAGCAAGGUAUCCUCUGACACUAACAAAACAGUGAAGCACUACUCAUCUAACUCCUUAAUCCCACGCGUUAUAAUUAGUAAAGAAUAUAGAAAAAAACACUCAACAAACUCAGAAGCUCUUCCACAAGUAUCAAAGUCAACAGCCCCUAUUUCUGUAGGUGAAUUAAAACGCUUAGCCUAUUCAUUAGGUCCCAAACAAGGACCAAGUUUACCGUCAACACAAGAUCAAAGGGAAAAUAUUGUUGAUCGAACAAGGAUUGUAUUUCAUCGUUCGAAUUCCAAAAGACAUUGUACACAUCCUUCAGAAUCUAGAGACAAUUGA